AUACAAGAGUAUUACCUCGCUGCUUUUUGUUAUAUAAGCGUUCUUUUUCCCAUAUAGUCUUACAGAACCUGAAGACACUCACAUGAGAGAUUCAUCUGCUGAAGCAGAAACAAUGAGGGUCGUUCUGCUCCUCUGUUCUGCCUUCGCUCUGAGCGUCACAACAGCAGAUCCAGUGAAGAAGAUGAAGCCAGAACCAGUGGAGGAUCCCCUGCCUGUCCAGCAAAACAAGACUGCAGAUGAGAAGCGAGGGGAACUGCUGCGCAGAAUUACAGGGAUGGGGACUAAAUGGCAGGGAACCGUGCUUCCUCCAGACUAUUUUCCUGGAGAGAACAACUGUCCUUUCCACUGGCACAGCUAUAGGGGGCGAUGUUUCUCCUUCAUCAACAUCCCAAUGGCCUGGAUGGAAGCUGAGAAACAUUGUUGGCACUAUGGCGCCAAUCUGGCAUCCAUUCAUGACGAACAGGAGCACAAUUUCAUCCGGGACUUUGUAAUGGACAGCAAUUAUUAUGGUCUUUAUGGCCCAGCCUGGAUUGGUGGCCAUGAUGCUGUUAGGAGUGGGGAGUGGUUAUGGAGUGACGGUUCAGUAUUUGAUGUCGGGAGCUGGGCCACACUCAUGCCAAGCAUCUGGAAUAGAUGGAAUAAAUGCCUUUCAAUGGGUCUGGCAGAUACAAGGUAUUGUGAAGAGAUGUUUCCCUUUGUCUGUGGAACAAGACCGGAUCUGAUGCUUUUAAUGUGACAUAUCGCUCCUGUUCAAGACAUUCCUGUCUGUUCUAUGGUUAAAGUAUAUGCAGACUGACUACAUGAGAUCACAUGAAACGCUUUCAAAACCAAAUUCUGUCAAUCAUUUGGAAAAUAAAAGCAGUUUCUCUGA
Molecule: messenger RNA, 871 nt
Organism: Seriola dumerili (greater amberjack)
Lineage: Eukaryota; Metazoa; Chordata; Actinopteri; Carangiformes; Carangidae
Product: ladderlectin-like
Exons: 8
Coding region: 83-736 (217 amino acids)
Molecular function (GO): signaling receptor activity
Source: RefSeq, a predicted model, not a curated record